CUUGAACUUAUUCGAUAUUUGGAAAUUUUUCGAAUUACGUUGUUAACAAUGGCUAAUCAAUUAUCAGAAAUUUUCUACAGAGCUAAUACAAACGUAAAAAGUGUUUCUUGUGCAAUUCCAGUUCAUUUAAGAUCGGAAUUAGUAAAGAAAAAAGUGUGUCCCACCCAAGGAUUUCCACAAUCACAAGGUACCACAUUAAUAACUCGAUUUAUUACUAUUAUCAAUCUAUUGAAUUCGCAUUUAACAAAUGGUUCUUGGCAUCAUUGUUGUGGCGUUUAGAAUAACGAUUAAAGAAGAAAAAAUGUGGUCUUCGUGUAUGGCCCCACAGGGCCACAAUUGCCCCAGUAGUUUGUUGUCUCGCUCUCAGAACGGAGCUUACAAACAACAAAAUAGAGAGUUUGGACUAUUUGUGAAUUCAAUACCUCUGUCUUCGGCGAAAUCUUUUAAGAAUCCGAAUUUCCUUAAUGAUUUCAAAAACCACUGUCACAUAAUUGACAAAAUCAGGGAGAAAUGCCCAGAAGUUAUCCCAAAGUUUGAGCAAGUUCAUCAACAGCAACCAACAUUCACAAGUAGUUUAUCAAGCAUGUGUGUGGAUAGUGAUAAUAACAUGAUUUCUAAAAAACAAAGAAAAAGGGAACAUCAUAAAGGCAAGAAACAUAUGCACGCUGGCAAGAAAUCUAAACAAUUAUCACAGAAGAAAGAAAUCAAAGAACUAAUGCAAAUUGAUAGCAGUCAAGAUGUCGCCAAUUUCUCUAUGUCUAUGGAUAUUAGUUUCAGUCAAAAUCCUCAAGAGGAGCCUCACAAUUUUAUCCUUGCAGAUUUUAUUGCACAAAAACCUUUAAAAGCCCAUCCACCUCUAAGGAAAACUGACCCUAUUCACAUACCAAUUAGCAAAGGUGCAGAGAUGUUUGUUAUGAUAUCACCCUCACCUAGCAGCAAAAAUUUUACUCAAUUCUCACUUACUGACAGUGAAGAUUCAUUUAUUGUUUUUGAAAAAAGUGAUGAUGAUGAUGAUGAUAAUGAAGAAGAACCUGAAGAACAAUCUCUUAUUAAUAUAAAAAAAGUACAAAGGCAAAAAUAUCCAUCAGUUUGUGAGAGUGAGGAUAGUUUUAUAGUAUUUGAUGGAGGAGAUGAGGAAACUGACGAUGAUACAUCAUUUUUAAGCAGUUCUGAAGAGGAAAGUAGUUCCGAAGAUGAGGAGGCGUCUAAAUUUGAUGAAGUUGAUUGUUCCGCUGCUCAUACUUCAUAUUCUCAAACAGACAGAACAAGAGAUAAAAAGAAGGUUAGAUUUGUCUCUGAUGAAAAACUCUGCGAAGUACACUCGAUGAUCAAAUGGUCCUUUGCUUACCAAUCAGCCAGAAAAGGUCCCUGGGAGAUGUACGCGAGAGAUCGUUGCAGAUUUAAGGACAGAAUCUUGAGAGUGGAAUGGGACAUCAAGAACAUUUUCAAUCGGAAGCAUAGGGAGAGAAUUUAUAAGGAGAGGUUUGAGAAUUUCAAAUAAUGUGAAUUUGAUACUUUACAUUGAGGCACAAAAUUAAAUAAUCAUUACAUUAUAAUUAUUGUAGCAGCCAAAAGUGUGUCAAGUUCACAGAAUAAAAUUGACUUGGGUAAUGAUAGUCUUGGGAACUUUCACUUAAAUUCAGGCCUUGCAAGUAUUUUUUCAUGGAUCAGAAUUAUAGUUGAUUUUUUUUUUUUGACUAUCAUGUCAAGUCCUGAUAACGAAAAUCAAAAAUAGGAGAGAUAUUUUUUAGUUGACUGUUGACUGUCUUGCUUUUCAAGUAUCAUGCUAUAUUUUUUUAAUUUGCCUUAUUGCAAUGAAAUUUUUCAUAAUAUACUGGGUAGGUAUAUAUUUUAAGUGAUACCACUAUUGCUAUAUCCGAAACGGUAAGAGCUACAAGGUCAGUUGAAUUAGAAAAAAGUUGCCUUUUUUGAUACCCAUUCAAGACUUGUUUACGGUGUUGCCAAAAUCCUUUUAGUUUAUGAAAUACAUGGUGAUUUCUAAGAAACACCUAAAAUUAUUUCAUCAAUUAUUUUGUAAACUAUUGAUAUUUGAGACACAAUUUAAAUUUGAAAGUUUUGUACUUUUUUUCGCUCUUCAACAUGGCAUCUUCAAAUUUUAAAUCCGACGUUUCGAGAUUGAGCUACCAUCAUCAACUUCAUUUUUUUAAAUGCGGACCUGGAUUAUUUAUGUCAUUUUUAGAAACUACCCUUUACUCCCUUUGUAAAAAUGACAUAAAAAAAAUCCAGGUCCGCGUUUAAAAAAAUGAAGUUGAUGAUGGACCAUCACAAUUUAAAUUUGAAAGUUUUGUUAUUUUUUUGCUCUACAGCAUGGCAUCUUCAAAUUUUAAAUCCGACGUUUCUUGUUUGAGCUACCAUCGUCAACUUCAUUUUUUUAAACGCGGACCUGGAUUUUUUAUGUCAUUUUUACAAAGGGGGUAAAGGGCAGUUUCUAAAAAUGACAUAAAGAAAUCCAGGUCCGUAUUUAAACAAAUGAAGUUGAUGAUGGUAGCUCAAUCACGAACUGCCGGAUUCAAAAUUUGAAGAUAUCAUGUUGUAGAGAAAAAAAAAAAACUAUAAAACUUUCAAAAUGUAAAGUGUGUCCCGGAAAUCAAUAGUUUUCGAAAUAAUUGAUGAAAUAUUUUUGGGCGUUUCUUAGAAAUCACCCUGUAUUUCAUAAACUAAAGGGAAUUUGACAACACUGUAAACAAAUCUUGAAUGGGCAUCAAAAAGGGCAACUUUUUUCUAAUUUAAUCGACCUUUUGCCUCUUACCAUUUCGGAGAUAACAAUAGUGGUAUCACUUAAAAUAUACACCCUGUAUAUGGUUAAUUGAAGAAUGAUUCGUGUAAGUAAUUUAUUAUUGGGGACCAUUUUCUGGACAAUGAACUUCUGACUAAAUUAAUGUGUUCAUAUAUUUAUUUAAAUCACAUGUCAGUAUCAUAAUUAUACAGCAUGAUAUUUGAUAAAUUCUUUAUCAUAAGGCUGUGAUAAAUUCUGUUUUGUUGUACAUAUAAAAACAAUACAAGUAUUGGCUAAUGCAAUAAAUCAAUUCCAUAGUAUAUUCAAAGUUUUUUCCUGAAUUCUUAUUAUUCAAACCAAAUUAUCAAUGUGUUCGAAAUCUUGUUUGGUGCUUAUGUCUUGCUGAUAUCUUGUUACCAGAGUUUUUCAUUGUGUAUUAAACAAGUUCACAGGAUUUCUAACAAGAAUAACUGAAACUUAUUGUCUUACCAAUGCCCUGAUAGAUAAUUUUGAGUGAAUACUCUUGCAUCUAAAGUCUGUUCAAAAUAUUAUCAAAAAGCAAAUGAAUGCGGCUUGCAUCCUUCAUCUCUUGAUUGCAUAUCUUGGGACAGUCUAGUCAGAGUAAAUCCUUCAUAUUUACCCUGCAUUGAUUGAUGGUCAUUAAGCCUGAAAAAAGUGGAUAAUUCUAGUACGUACACAGUGAAAAGCUAUAAAUAUAAGUACAUUCAUAUUUUUAAGUGUAUUAUAUUAUAUAAUAGGAAAAUGUAUUUUAGUUCAAGUAUAUGUAUAUGUAUAUUCAUUUUGUUCUGUGACUAGUUAUUAAACAAUAAAGUUAAGGUAUUAUAGAAUUA
This is a messenger RNA of Ceutorhynchus assimilis (cabbage seed weevil), 3588 nucleotides long. The record is from the annotation of a GenBank genome assembly. NCBI's taxonomy places the organism in Eukaryota, Metazoa, Arthropoda, Insecta, Coleoptera, Curculionidae.